Molecule: messenger RNA, 593 nt
Organism: Aspergillus japonicus CBS 114.51
Lineage: Eukaryota; Fungi; Ascomycota; Eurotiomycetes; Eurotiales; Aspergillaceae
Exons: 2
Coding region: 208-405 (65 amino acids)
Source: RefSeq, a predicted model, not a curated record
AAUGUCUCACCCCCCCCCAAAACUCGACCGCUUCAUCGUCAUCAUCACCAACAUCAGUCGAUGAUGGUGUCAUUGACCAAUAGGCUGAUCCUACCCUCUCUUGCUAGGAUCCCAGAAUCUCUACCUACUUAAUACACGAGUCUAAGAGUCGUUCCUCGCGAUUCCGAGCCCUCCGUCGUGCAAUUAGUUCCCACGCCAUCUGGCACUAUGCAAGCCCCGGUUCUACCAGGGUCUAGACAUACGGUCAACGUGCAUGGUGCAACGGCCCAGUCAACGUGCCAACCGUAUGAUCAGAUCCCUGGUUCCCCUCAGUAUAGUCCUGUCAGCGACUCAAUCAACCCCUCCGAUCCUCUCGUCACCUCCUCCCCCUGCCUUGCUUUGAUCCUGGAACCUCAAUUCAAUUGAGGACCUCCCUGUCACGCGGUGCGGUGCGUAGGACUCCGCUUCCUCGAGCUCUCGCAUCUCGCAUCCUUCUUAAGUCGGGGUGCACGGCUCUCAACUGUCAUCGGCUUCCCAGUCCCAAUUCUUCUCAGCGACCUUUCAAAUACCGAACCUUUCACGCUUCGACCCUCAUAAUGGCUGAAAGUCGCCGC